CCAACUUGACUAUUCCGAAUCGAGUCCUGAAGCGCUCAACUUGAAGCUUGAACGUUAACUGGUAGCAAACGAGUCACGACGACGACGAAACAUGCUGAGCACGAGGCUAAUUCGAAAGCUCUUGAAACGUCUUUGGCAGAUAUUGGCAACGCUCACAACUUCAUCUGCCCAGCGACUGCGCAUUCUCAUGGCUUGCUUGCGGCGCUUUGUCGCCAAGGUUCAUGUUUUACUUGGACACAUUACUGACUCAAAGUCCUCUACUGCAGACUCAUAUUGUGCUGGGGCUUCCAGUGCACGAUAUCCACAGGCCACCUUGCCAUUACCAAUAACUUCCGGUCACGGUGGUGCAGCAAACGGCACUCAAGAUGCGACAUCAUCUUCAACUCCGUUCGCCAUGCCUGUUCCAUGCAUUCCCCAGCAAAAUGUUUCACCUUACACGUCUUCGCCCGCACGAAUUAGUAAUGCAAUUCCUUCCAAUGCUGCUCGCACCACUCCCCAUUUUGAGCCAUUCGCUGCGAACGAUGUUUUGCGAUACGAUAAACAUCCUCAUGCAGAUAAAUCUAGCAAGUGUGACCGAAUUCCGGAACUCAUGAGAUGCUUCCCUAACAAAUCAUGUCCAUGGUUGAACGGUGAUGAUUGGCAGUUAUGCAUACACCCUGAAGGCGCGCUGUAUUUGUACAAUGAGAAUCAAAAAACGUUCACCGAAGCAAUCAUGGACCAAACUACGUUCCAGUUGCUCGCUGGAUGUGUGAACGAUUUGUACAACCUGGCACACGCAAAAUCAGCGAUCUCCCAAACCAGCGAUAUCGAGCUCGUCGUGCAAUUAUGGCCGGCUGAAGGCGGCGAACAAGCAUUCUGUCAAUAUUACUUCGCCGACCACGCAGCUAGAACGCUCUUUUGGCUGCACGAUCACGAACAAGCGGCAAAGAUAUUUAGCGGGCUCCGAGGCGUCCAUGAUCCGAGUCACAUUCGAUAUGCCUUGGAGUCCGAAUACUGGACGCACUGCGAACGCUACCCGAACCACCAGAUGGAUCGAGUCAAGCUUCUCAAAGAACUGAGGGAGAAUGUCAUGUAUGCGAGUGCAGAAAUUCUCACUUCGGACAUGUCGUUGUCGCCUUUUGAUGCCGAUGAACUCUUCAAAAUCCUGGAGCUGAUCAACCAUCUUCAAGAGAACGCCGAGGGAAAUGAUUUCCCUCAUUCUAAAUGCAUCAUUGCGAGGUUCAUGCACUACUUUUAUAUAACCAAGUAUUUUAACUUCUGUGGCCUACCUUACGCUCGUCUCGAUGCUGAUAGAUCCGUGUAUGAGGAGGAUACUAGUUUUCAUCCACUGAUCAGCACGCUUUCUCUACUUUUCGAGGCUAUGCUUUUUUGGGCACCGCAAGCGCACUUGAAAGAUAUUCGAAGGGUGUGGGUUGAUGAGUGCAUCAACACGCCCCGGUGGAAAGACUUCAACAGAAAUCUCAUGACGGAAUGGAGUGGGAUCACCAUUUAUUCAACCGUCAUGUUAGCCGUAGACGUGAGUUUCCUCGCAGUGCCGAACGUGAACAUCAGCCAAUCACAGUCGAUCGGGAUCAUUGCCACAUAUCUCUCGAUCAUCUUCAUCACUGGCUCCUUGGUCGCCUCAGUCCUGCUAGCGCGUCAGAACCAGAGAUAUGGUUUCGAAUCUGCAGAUAAAGCGGCCGAAUUUCUAUCAAAUUUGACAGGCACGUUUUUUGGAGUAAAAGCCCUCGCCACAGUUCACAGUCUCCCUUAUGCAAUGCUUAUGUGGGGAAUGAUCUACUUUGCAAUUGGCCUUCUGUACAACGUGUUCAAGUCUACGACGACAGCCAUGCUGGCAUCGGUUGUCAGCGGGUCCGUGGUCAUCACCAUGUUCAUAUUGUGGUUCAUCUGGGCAGCGAGAGAGAUUCAUAUUUUCAAGCGACUGGCUAAGCUUGUUCUUUCUUCUCUACCAGGGAGAGAUAUCCAACCUUAGCGGGAAUUUUGAUUGUGUCGACCGUUCAAUAGCAUUGGCAGGAGCUUUAUAUCAAUCGAGUCUUCUUCAGUAAGAGGGGCAGAUAACAUAUU
Suillus clintonianus is the source of this 2064-nucleotide messenger RNA. RefSeq lists its product as uncharacterized. Bases 92 to 1972 code for a protein of 626 amino acids. The transcript has 13 exons. Lineage: Eukaryota; Fungi; Basidiomycota; Agaricomycetes; Boletales; Suillaceae. The record is from RefSeq and is a predicted model, not a curated record.